AUGAAGGAGCACGAUGAUGAGCAACAGCCCCCAGAAGGUGUUCCUCCUCCACAGGAAGCAAAGGACCCUCACUGUCCACCGGCAUACCCGCGGCAUGAUGCUGCUCCUGCUCCACAGUACGUUCAAAAUCCUCUUCGCCCCACUGAAGAAAUGGGUUGCUUUGAAAAAUGUUAUCAAAUUGAUUCGAUCAACAUGAGCUACUACAAUCAGCAACAGCCUCCAAUUGGAGUUCCUCCCCCUCAAGGGUAUCCAGUAAAGGACCCUUAUCCCCCACCAGGGUACCCUGGACAAAGUUAUCCUCCACCAGGGUACCCUCCCCAAUGCUAUGCUCCUCAGUACGUUCAGCAACCUCCUCCCAGACAAGAAACCGUUUGGCUGCACUCUGUUGCUGUUGCUUACUUGAGGCUUGCUUUUAAGUUCGGAAGAGAAGAAGUAGUCGGUGACAGAAUCGUGCCAUUCUGGGAGGCAGAAUCAGUGUUGUCGUCUAUAUGUUCUCCUUUGUCGCUCCCGAAUGAUUCACUUCUUCUUUGUCCUUCCCUUGAUCAGAGAAAUUCUCGCUCCCUUCAAUCAAGUGGGAGAGAAGGAAGAAGAAGAGAAGGCAAAAUGGGAGCGUGUGGUUAUUGGAAGCCACCCUUGUCUCUGAAAAGCCAUGGGGAAAAAUGGGUUUUCACGUGGCUCCACAACUAUGGUCAAAGCGUAAGGCUUGGUUCCCCUUCUGGGUGGAGGUUGUUAGAGAUGAGAAAAAAGAGAGAGUCAAGGUUUGAGAGGAGAUGCAGGGAGUGUGAGCAAAGCAGUGUCGUGGCGGGGGAAUCAGAUGAAGAAUUCGUGAAGGUUCUCCGCCAAGUUCAACCUUACAUGUCUGCGCAUAUCAAGACCGUGUUUGUUCUUGUCCUGUCUGCGGAAAUUGUUGAUAGUCCUUGUUUGGAUGCCACUCUCAAGGAGAAAUACUAG
Sphenostylis stenocarpa is the source of this 951-nucleotide messenger RNA. The record is from the annotation of a GenBank genome assembly. Lineage: Eukaryota; Viridiplantae; Streptophyta; Magnoliopsida; Fabales; Fabaceae.